This is a messenger RNA of Rana temporaria (common frog), 2024 nucleotides long. RefSeq names its product gastrula zinc finger protein XlCGF64.1-like. Lineage: Eukaryota; Metazoa; Chordata; Amphibia; Anura; Ranidae. Gene Ontology annotation, biological process: negative regulation of transcription by RNA polymerase II. Bases 115 to 1245 code for a protein of 376 amino acids. The record is from RefSeq and is a predicted model, not a curated record. The transcript is spliced from 3 exons. Gene Ontology annotation, molecular function: DNA-binding transcription repressor activity, RNA polymerase II-specific; RNA polymerase II cis-regulatory region sequence-specific DNA binding. Gene Ontology annotation, cellular component: nucleus.
ACACAGGAAGGUCACACCAUCCCUCACCAUCAUCAGGAUGAAGAACAGAUUAACAUAAAAGUUGAGGUUAAAGAGGAAGAAGAAGAGUCGUAUGUGGGGGGUGAUCAGCCGUCCAUGGAGGAGGUUAAGAUAAUUAUGAAGAGUGAACAGGAUGGAAAUUCUCCACGUAUCGACACAACAGAUGGAUGUGAUGUGAGGAAUUCCUCGGAUAGACAUCUUCUAUUAUCUGCUGAUUGUAAGUCAGAAGAUAAUGUCAUCACACAGGAUCCUCCAGGAGGAAAUCCAAAUACACAAAAUAUACAUCACAGACCUUCCUGUCUGGAGACAUCAAUGGAUCCCUCUGAUCAGGGGGAAUCUUCUCAUCAAUCACAUACUAUGAUUGUAAAUAUCCAUGUAAGAUCUCACACUGCAGAUAGAUCAACAGAUCCUUCUAAUCCCGAGGAAUCUUCCUCACCCCAUGAAGGAGUUCACCGAGGUGACAAUCUAUUCUCAUGUUCAGAGUGCGGAAAAUCUUUCACUCGGAAAGGAAAUCUUAUUUAUCACCAGAGAGUUCACACGGGUGAUCGCCCUUAUUCAUGUUUAGAGUGUGGGAAAUCUUUCACUCAUAAAAGGGCCCUUGUUAUGCACCAGAUAAGUCACACAGGUGAGCGUCCCUAUUCAUGUUUAGAGUGCGGGAAAUCUUUCAAUCGUCAGGAAGUCCUUGUUAGACACCAGAGAAUUCACACAGGUGAGCGCCCUUAUUCAUGUUCAGAGUGCGGGAAAUGUUUCACUCAGAAAGAAAAACGUAUUCGGCACCAGAGAAUUCACACGGGUGAGCGUCCUUAUUCAUGUUCAGGGUGCGGGAAAUCUUUCAAUCGUCAGGAAGUCCUUGUUAGACACCAGAGAAUUCACACAGGUGAGCGCCCUUAUUCAUGUUCAGUGUGCGGGAAAUCUUUCACUCAAAAAGGAACCCUUGUUGAACACCAGACAGGUCACACUGGUGAGCGUCCUUAUUCAUGUUCAGAGUGUGGGAAAUCUUUUACUCGUCCGAAAGUCCUUGUUGAACACAAGAGAAUUCACACAGGUGAGCGUCCUUAUUCAUGUUCAGAGUGUGGGAAAUCUUUCACUAAAAAAGUAGCUCUUGUUAGACAUCAGAAAAUUCACAAAGGUGAGCGCUCUUAUUCAUGUUCAGAGUGUGGAAAAUCUUUCAACAAGAAAGAUUAUCUUGUUAGACAUCAGAGAAGUCACAAAAGUGACCGCCGCUAAUCAUGUUCAGAGUGCGGGAAUUGUUACAUUUGUAAAGAAGACCUUAUUAGACACCAGAUAAUUCACCCUGGUAAGUGUUCUUAUUCAUGUUCAGAGUGCGGGAAAUCUUUCACUCUGAAAGGAAACCUUGUGAGACACCAAAGAAGUCACACGGGUAAGCAUCCUUAUUCAUUUUCAUAGUGUGGAAAAUAUUACAACAAGAAAGAUCAUCUUGUUAAACACCAGAGUAGUCACACUAGUGACUGUCUCUAUUCAUGUUCAGAGUGUGGGAAAUCUUACAUGUGUAAAGAAGACCUUAUUGGACACCAGAUAAUUCACCCUGGUAAGUGUCCUUAUUCAUGUUCAGAGUGCGGGAAAUCUUUCACUAAAAAAGUAGCUCUUGUUAGACACCAGAGAAGUCACAUGGGUAAGCAUCCUUAUUCAAGUUCAUAGUGCGGAAAAAAUUACAACAAGAUCAUCUUGUUAAACAAGUGCGGGAAAUCUUACAUGUGUAAAGAAGACCUUAUUGGACACCACAUAAUUCACACGGGUGAGCGUCCCUUUUCAUGUUCAGAGUGCGGGAAAUCUUUCACUCGGAAAGGACAACUUGUGAAACACCAGAGAAGUCACGCUAUGCUCUAAGUACGGGAGUAAGUCCUCCUCAUUUCUCCAGGCUGUCGGUAUACUUCCCCAUGUGGCCAUACGGCUGGGUACAAGGUCUCUCUUCUUAAUGCCAGAUGUGAAUGCAAACUUUUUUUGUGACUUUGUUUAUAUGUAUUAAAGUGUUUUUAUGCAUUAGA